This is a messenger RNA of Scophthalmus maximus (turbot), 2472 nucleotides long. It is a transcript of the gene rhcga, whose product is annotated as Rh family, C glycoprotein a. Gene Ontology annotation, biological process: ammonium transmembrane transport; ammonium homeostasis. Gene Ontology annotation, cellular component: plasma membrane. The transcript has 11 exons. The coding region runs from base 88 to 1554 and encodes 488 amino acids. Gene Ontology annotation, molecular function: ammonium channel activity. The record is from RefSeq and is a predicted model, not a curated record. NCBI's taxonomy places the organism in Eukaryota, Metazoa, Chordata, Actinopteri, Pleuronectiformes, Scophthalmidae.
AGGUGCUGCUGACAAUGACAGCAGAGAGCAGGAGAGAGUAGAGAGAGAGAGAGACCCCAGCUGAGCAUCAUCAGCAGAGUCGUCAACAUGGGGAACUUUUGUGACAUUAUGAGGAAUUUCUUUUGCGGGACCAAGAACACCAAUGUGCGUAUUAGUCUUCCGGCCGUCUGCUUUGUCUGGCAGAUAGCUAUGAUUGUGCUGUUUGGAGUUUUCAUCCGGUAUGAUGAGGAGGCAGACACACAUUGGGUAAAGCACAAAAAGGACCACAACAUCACUAGUGAUAUUGAAAAUGACUUCUACUUCAGAUAUCCCAGCUUCCAGGAUGUCCACGUCAUGAUCUUUGUGGGGUUCGGUUUCCUCAUGACCUUCCUGAAGCGCUACAGUUUCGGGGCUGUGGGCUUCAACUUCCUAAUCGCCGCCUUUGGUCUGCAGUGGGCUCUUCUCAUGCAAGGCUGGUUUCACUCCCUUGACCCCGCCACCGGGAAGAUCUACAUCGGAGUAGAGAGUCUGAUCAACGCAGACUUCUGUUGUGCCGGCUCUCUCAUUGCCUAUGGUGCCAUCCUGGGAAAAGUAAGCCCUGUCCAGCUGUUGGUAGUCACCUUGUUUGGCGUCACGCUGUUUGCCGUGGAGGAAUACAUCAUCCUCAGUCUCCUUCAUUGCAGAGAUGCUGGUGGCUCCAUGGUCAUUCAUGCCUUCGGAGGAUACUAUGGCUUGGCCAUCUCCUGGGUCCUCUAUCGACCAAACCUACACCAGAGUAAACGCCUCAAUGGAUCUGUCUACCACUCGGAUGUAUUUGCCAUGAUUGGUACACUGUUCCUGUGGAUGUUCUGGCCCAGUUUCAACUCGGCCAUCACAGACCACGGUGAUGGACAGCACAGAGCAGCCAUCAACACUUACCUUGCCCUCGCUUCGUCUGUGCUCACCACGGUGGCAAUCUCCAGCAUGUCUCAGAAGACAGGAAAACUAGACAUGGUACAUAUCCAGAAUGCCACCCUGGCUGGUGGUGUUGCAAUGGGGACAGCAGCAGAGUUCAUGAUCACUCCUUAUGGCUCACUCAUUGUGGGUUUUUGCUGUGGCAUCAUCUCCACCUUCGGCUACCUGUUCAUCACGCCCUUCUUAGAAAAGUAUUUAAAACUCCAGGACACAUGCGGUAUCCACAACCUGCACGCUUUGCCCGGGAUGCUCGGUGGCUUCAUUGGUGCCAUCGUUGCUGCAGCAGCCACUGAAGAAGUGUAUGGUAAAGAGGGGUUGAUCAACACAUUUGACUUUGAAGGCGAUUUCGCAAACAGAAGUGUUUUAACGCAGGGGGGCUUCCAGGCUGCUGGCUGCUGUGUGGCCAUUGCAUUUGGAAUUGUCGGGGGCGCAGCUGUUGGUUUUAUCCUGAGGUUCCCUAUCUGGGGCGACCCUGCCGAUGAUAACUGCUUUGACGAUGAAGUGUACUGGGAGGUCCCUGAGGAUGAGGAGGCCAUCCCCCCUGUUUUGGAGUACAACAACCACAUGAUUCACAAGCACCAAGAAAUAUCUGAGUCAAACUUCUCUGUGGAGCAGAGUUAAAGCUGCACAACUAGAGAUCAACCCCCUCGUAACACUUAGAACUUGAUACAACUGUGAGACAACACAGAGUAAUGAAGGAACCGUCCCUGAAAAGGGACAAUUCUGCAAGAGAGGAAACAUUUUUUGACACACAGGUCAAUUUCUCUCACGCCAUUAAAACCUAUGUUAUUAUUGAUAUAUUUGUCCGGCACCUUUUUCUGUUAUUGGAAGCUUAGGGGUUAUAACAACACUGCACAAAGGGGUGACCAAAUAUCUCAUGAAUGGAAAAAUAAAUAUGAAUUGAAACUGGUAUAAUUCUUGAACAAAAGUUUCAUCUAGAUUUACAGUUUUUUUUUAUUUUGGGUCAGAAGCUAUAUAUAUUGAAUCCAAACUGUAUGAUGAGAGGAUAAGGACAAUCUGUUUAUUUUGUAUGAGCUAAAUUAUAAUUGUUGUAAUUUGUAUGACUUCGUGGAUUACUGUCCAAAUCAGAUGGAGUAAAUCUCUCUGUACAAAAGUCUGAAGUCUUUCUAGCAAUAUUGAGAUGUUGAAUGUUAUCAUUUAUAAUGAUUGCAAAUGUAUUUUCAGAGUCUGUUGAAACAGUUUAUCUUGUGCAGAGGUUCUUGUGCUGCCAAAUUAAGCAGUUUUUGAAUUCUACUACCUACUGUAUUUCUUUCAAACUAUGUAUAGGUCUUUGUAAGUUGUAUAUUCAGAUAGAUUCCUCUUUAAGUUUUCUGUUGCAUGUAAAUUACUUGUUCUGAGGAUGGAUGUUUUUAGGAACUCUAAUACAACUAUAAUACAACUGUCAGCAGUUUGCUUGAUGUACUGUUGACUGUUACCUCAAAAACAAUAUUUGUGAUUGUGUUUCACAAUCUGCCUGUUGUAUUUUCGACAAAUUGAAAUGAAAUGUAAAUUUGAUUAAAAACGAAAGUUAUAUUGUCA